This is a messenger RNA of Arabidopsis lyrata subsp. lyrata, 4163 nucleotides long. Its product is annotated as squamosa promoter-binding-like protein 14. Gene Ontology annotation, cellular component: nucleus. The coding region runs from base 600 to 3722 and encodes 1040 amino acids. Gene Ontology annotation, molecular function: DNA binding. NCBI's taxonomy places the organism in Eukaryota, Viridiplantae, Streptophyta, Magnoliopsida, Brassicales, Brassicaceae. The record is from RefSeq and is a predicted model, not a curated record. The transcript is spliced from 10 exons.
AUAUGGGCGGCUCGAAUAAAUAUCAAACGAAAAUGCCCUCAUUACUCUUCGAAUUUACACAAUGUGCCAUCACCGUAGAAAACAUAUAACAAAAAAAAAAAAAAAAAAAAAAAAGUUAUCUUAGAAAAUAAGGACUUGAAGACAGCAGAGAGAGACCAAGGAGAAGAAAAAGAAAAAAAAAAAAGCUUUAUCAGAAGAAGAAGAAGAAGAAGGACAAAGUUUGAGACUUUGGAAGAUUUGAAGAAGAUAGCUCGAAGCUGUUGAGGAGAGAAGUCAAAUCCUUUCUCUUGUUUCCUUGAUUAGAUCGGGAAAUCUACAAGUUGAAAGAUUCGUUUUUUUUGUAAAUCGUUUCGAAUCUGAACAUUCGAUUUCUGGUCAUGUUUUGCCUGGUUCGUCUCGAGCUUUCGUUGAACCGAAGAAGAGUUUAUGCUUGAAAGCUCCGAUUUUGUGUUUACUUAUUAGAACACUUAUUAGCUAAGAGGUAGAUAUGUUGAGUAGGUACGUUGGUUCGUUCCUCCGCUAGAGAUAUACAAUUUGAAAAAGAAGAGGACUUUGAAAAAGGGUCAGACUCAGAUCGAUUUCUUUCUUCUACUUAAGAGAUGGAUGAGGUAGGAGCUCAAGUGGCUGCUCCGAUGUUUAUUCAUCAUCCGAUGGGGAAAAAACGCGAUCUUUAUUAUCCGAUGUCGAAUCGGUUGGUUCAAUCUCAGCCGCGUAGUGAUGAGUGGAAUUCCAAGAUGUGGGAUUGGGAUAGCCGGAGAUUUGAAGCUAAACCGGUGGAUGUUGAGGUUCUUCGGUUAGGAAAUGAGGCACAAGAGUUUGAUUUGACUUUGAGGAAUAGGAGUGGUGAAGAAAGAGGACUUGAUUUGAAUCUGGGAAGUGGUUUGACCGCUGUGGAAGAUUUGACGACGACGACGACGCAGAACGGUAGACCGAGUAAGAAGGUUCGGUCUGGAUCUCCGGGAGGGAAUUAUCCCAUGUGUCAGGUGGAUAAUUGUACUGAAGAUUUGUCUCAUGCUAAGGAUUAUCAUAGAAGGCAUAAAGUUUGUGAAGUUCAUAGCAAAGCUACUAAAGCUCUUGUUGGGAAACAGAUGCAGAGGUUUUGCCAACAGUGUAGCAGGUUUCAUCUGCUUUCUGAGUUUGAUGAGGGAAAGAGAAGUUGUAGGCGUAGAUUGGCUGGCCAUAACCGACGUAGGAGGAAAACUACGCAGCCGGAGGAGGUUGCAUCUGGGGUUGUGGUUCCGGGGAACCGUGAUAAUAAUAAUAAUACCUCUACCACCAAUAUGGAUCUUAUGGCUUUGUUAACCGCCUUAGCUUGUGCACAAGGUAAGAAUGCGGUAAAGCCAGCGGGGUCUCCAGCUGUGCCUGAUAGGGAGCAGCUUCUUCAGAUACUUAACAAGAUAAAUGCCUUGCCUUUGCCUAUGGAUCUUGUCUCUAAGUUGAACAAUAUUGGAAGUUUAGCAAGGAAAAAUAUGGAUCACCCAACGGUGAACCCACAAAAUGAUAUGAAUGGGGCUUCUCCUUCUACCAUGGACUUGCUUGCUGUUCUUUCGACAACGUUAGGCUCGUCUUCACCUGAUGCGCUAGCCAUAUUAUCUCAAGGUGGGUUUGGUAACAAAGACAGCGAGAAGACUAAGUUAUCUUCUUAUGAACACGGUGUAACAACCAAUUUGGAAAAGAGAACUUUUGGGUUUUCUUCUGUUGGAGGAGAGAGGAGCAGUAGCAGUAACCAAUCUCCUUCUCAGGAUUCAGAUUCACGUGGUCAAGACACUAGGUCUAGCUUGUCUCUACAACUAUUCACCUCAUCACCCGAGGAUGAGAGUCGACCGACAGUGGCAUCGUCUAGAAAGUAUUAUUCUUCUGCCAGCAGUAAUCCUGCUGAGGAUAGAUCGCCAUCUUCCUCUCCGGUCAUGCAGGAGUUAUUCCCAUUGCAGACAUCCCCUGAAACCAUGAGGUCUAAGAAUCACAAUAACACAAGUCCCAGGACUGGUUGCUUGCCCCUUGAGCUCUUUGGUGCAUCGAAUAGAGGAGCUGCAAAUCCUAAUUUUAAAGGUUUUAGGCAACAGUCUGGUUAUGCUUCUUCUGGCUCGGACUACUCUCCUCCUAGCUUAAACUCUGAUGCUCAGGACCGCACCGGAAAGAUAGUCUUCAAACUACUUGAUAAAGAUCCAAGUCAGCUCCCUGGGACAUUACGAUCUGAGAUCUAUAACUGGCUGUCUAACAUUCCAUCAGAAAUGGAGAGUUAUAUUAGGCCUGGCUGUGUUGUUCUAUCUGUUUAUGUGGCGAUGUCACCUGCAGCCUGGGAACAACUCGAGCAAAACUUGCUGCAACGGCUUGGUGUUUUGCUACAAAAUUCUUCUUCUGAUUUUUGGAGAAACGCGAGAUUUAUAGUUAACACGGGCAGACAGCUCGCAUCACACAAAAAUGGUAAAGUUCGAUGCAGCAAAUCUUGGAGAACUUGGAAUUCACCAGAGCUCAUCUCAGUGUCACCUGUAGCUGUGGUAGCUGGUGAAGAAACAAGUUUGGUUGUAAGAGGUAGAAGCUUGACUAAUGAUGGAAUCAGUAUUCGCUGCACACAUAUGGGUAGCUACAUGUCAAUGGAUGUAACCGGGGCAGUGUGUAGACAAGCCAUAUUUGACAAGUUGAAUGUAGAUAGUUUCAAAGUCCAAAAUGUACACCCUGGUUUUCUUGGACGCUGUUUCAUUGAGGUGGAGAAUGGAUUCAGGGGUGACAGUUUUCCAUUGAUUAUUGCCAAUGAAUCCAUCUGCAACGAGUUAAAUCGCCUCGAAGAAGAGUUUCACCCCAAAAGUCAAGAUAUGACAGAAGAACCAGCGCAGAGCUCAAAUCGCGGUCCCACAUCAAGAGAAGAAGUUUUAUGCUUCUUGAACGAGCUUGGUUGGCUUUUCCAGAAGAACCAGACUUCUGAGCCUCGGGAACAAUCCGACUUUUCCCUUACCCGCUUCAAGUUUUUACUUGUUUGCUCGGUUGAAAGAGAUUACUGUGCUCUCAUUAGAACACUCCUCGACAUGUUGGUAGAGAGAAAUUUGGUGAAUGAUGAGCUGAACAGAGAAGCCUUGGAAAUGCUCGCCGAGAUUCAGUUGUUGAAUCGUGCUGUUAAGAGGAAAAGCACAAAAAUGGUCGAACUACUCAUUCAUUACUCGGUUAAUCCCUCAGCACUCAGUUCCUUCAAAAAGUUCGUUUUCUUACCCAAUAGAACUGGACCUGGCGGUAUCACACCUUUACAUAUAGCUGCUUGUACAUCUGGUUCAGAUGAUAUGAUUGAUCUACUCACCAAUGAUCCACAAGAGAUCGGAUUAUCGAGCUGGAACACUCUUUGCGAUGCAACCGGACAAACUCCAUACAGCUACGCUGCAAUGAGGAACAAUCAUAACUAUAACUCAUUGGUGGCUCGUAAACUUGCAGACAAAAGAAACAGGCAAGUCUCACUAAACAUCGAGAACGAGAUAGUUGACCAAACCGGUCUGAGCAAGAGACUAAGUUCAGAGAUGAACAAGUCAUCAACUUGUGCCUCGUGUGCAACCGUGGCUCUAAAGUAUCAAAGGAGAGUUUCAGGUUCACACCGUUUGUUCCCAACUCCUAUCAUUCACUCAAUGCUUGCGGUUGCAACGGUCUGCGUUUGCGUCUGCGUUUUCAUGCACGCUUUCCCAAUCGUCAGACAAGGGUCUCACUUCAGUUGGGGAGGUUUGGAUUAUGGCUCAAUCUAGAGAAAUAUACUAUAUAAAUUAUAAUUUAUUCUUUUGGUUUCACAAAGACAAAACAAAAAAAUAAGAAAAAGAGAAGAGACUCUGGUACGGAUAUAAGGAGAAGCUCAGAGACAUGACUGUGACACACGACCGAAGUGACUACAGUAUUUACUCGAGGGAGUUUCACCGUCGGGAGUUUUUUUUUUUUUUCUGUCUUCAAUUAUAUAUAUUUUGGUUUGGCUAAUUUGUUGUGUAUUUCUGUGUAUUUCCUUCUACAUUUUCCUACUUUCUAUGAUUAUUAUUAUUAUUAUUUUAACUAAGAUAAUAACAUGCUGCUUCAUAUAAGCAGCAGUUGUUUUACUGUUUUGUUUUUUUGUUCUUUGUCUUUGUAAAUUUGUACUUUGUACAAGUAGAUCUCAUGUUGUAACUUCAAGAAUUUAUGUAACUUUGUUGUUUCUUAUU